Messenger RNA from Porites evermanni, 1354 nucleotides. NCBI's taxonomy places the organism in Eukaryota, Metazoa, Cnidaria, Anthozoa, Scleractinia, Poritidae. The record is from the annotation of a GenBank genome assembly.
AGAUUACAGGUGGAUAUCAGAGACAGGCAUGAAACAGAAGUGAUAAAUAUCAAGAACUGUCACAGUGGAUUGGGUGAGUUUGUCUGCUUAUUACCAAAAGGCCUUUAAUUUAUCAUAAGUUCUUUGAAUAUACAUGUCUUGCAUACAACAAUAAAAUUCAGCGAUAAAAAAUUAUUUAUAUUUUCCUUUGUUGGUGAUAUCAUCUUUAAGCAUUGCAUUAAUAUCAAUAUUGUCACUUUGCAACCAGGAAUCAAGAUUGCUGGUGGAAAAUCAGCUCUAGGAGCAGAUUUUGGGAUAUUUGUUAAGAAAGUUCUUAGUGGAGGUGUUGCUGAUCUAGAUGGUAAGAAUAAGUCCUCAUCAUGAUUACAGAGUUGCCAGGAAGUUACACAAUAAGCCAAUCUAGCAUGUAAUUUAUUACAUGCUAGCUUGGCUUGUAUAAUGAUAAUGAUGAUGAAUGAUAAUGGUUAUCUAAUAUUAGAUAAGGCAAUCUGGUAUGUAAUAACUUGUAUUAGUAUAGGUAAUAGCAUGAUUAGUAGUGAUAUUUGGCAUAAAUACCACGAGUGAUAUUUCAAAACUGUUAUACGUAAUUUCACGAGCCAUUAGGCGAGUGAAAUUUGAGACAAUUUUGAAAUAUCACGAGUGGUAUUUAUGCUAAAUAUCACGUACAAAUCAUGCUAUUAUUUGUUUAUACUACUACCCGCUAAAGGUUUGUAAUUUCACAUGUAGGUAUUUCAAAUUAAACUGAAAUACCACUGCUCUAAGCCAAUCAAAUUACAGAAAUUUCUCAUGUAGUAGUAUAAUUAUAUAAAUACCAGGUGAGCUUUCACGCAAAAACAUAUAACAUGUUAUUUUCACAUGUGAAAAGAUCACCGUUGCUAUGGCUACAUAAUAAAUAGAGGCUUUUACAGCAAAAAAAUAUUUAAGUGAAAUGGUUUGGAAUUUCAUUGGUGUUUAUAUAAUAAAUAGAAGAUUAUAUGGCCGCUUGGAGAUACGAAAUUUCUCUGCGAGUGUUGAAAAAUAUUUCAUGAGUGAAUGCAGCGAACGAGUGAAAUAAUUUUCAACACUUAUAGAGAAAUUUUUUAUCUCCGCACAGCCAUGUAAUAUCCUCUAUUAAUUUCCUGGUUAAACAUAAAUAUCCAAUGUAACAUUAAUAAAAUACAUUAUAUGGACCCAGAUUUGCUCUUCAAGUUAUCUUGCUUGGUAUUCGUACUUUGCUGGUUUAACAAUGCAAGUUGUACGUUUGUCAGUGAAUAUUAUCUAUGAUGGUUCUUUUUUUUCAGGGAGGCUUAGAGAAGGUGACCAAUUGUUGGAGGUGAAUGGAUGCAGCCUACAUGGCGUGUCCAAUGAUAAGUAA